CGAGAACAUAAGAGACGUCUUCAGGAAGUGUGCUGGGUAUGGAGGUCAGGUAGCUAUGCAUGUGAAAAUGUAGGGCUACUGUACAGUAAUGUAAUUGUGGUGGAAAGCGCCACAUUGACGACCCCAAAACGAGUGGCUUGUUUCGUGCGCGACUCCGCAAAUAGCAUAUAUAAAACAGCAUGCUGUGCCUUGGGCACUUGGUAGGUAGUACUGGUCCGAUGAAGUUUUACAUUCUCAAGCAGAUCAAUUAUCUCAGACCACAUGGACCGCGACGAGCAUCUUGAAGAGGUUCAAAGGAUCCUCAAGUAUCGAUUCCGGGAUAUCACACUCCUAUCAAACGCACUCACAGCAGCCGGUGCAGACUCGGAUAAUUAUGAGGGAAAUAGAAGACUAGCACCAAUUGGCGUGGACGUAAUCGGUCUUUGUUUGGAUUUUGACGCACAUCAGAAAAAGGCCAAACCAAGGGAAACUGCCGUCCUAAAACAACAAAUUUGUUGUUACAACCAUCUAGCAUUCGUUGCUCAACGCACAUCAAUCGAUAAGCACAUUAGAUUUAAUCCCAGGUCUGGAAAAGGAAGUACAACUGUUGUCGGAAAAUCCCUUGCAGCAAUUAUAGCAACGGCAUACUUGGACUCUGGGAAUCAUUCUGAUACCUGGGGCGUUAUGAAUUAUAUAGGCUUUUUCAUCCAAAACCAAGACGGCAUAAACCCUGCAAUGUUGGAAUCAAACGCGAAUUGUGAAGCACAGUUUCCUAUUAUGGAUCCACUUGCAGCCCCAUGCAAUAUUUUAUCGAAUGUGCAUACGAGCCAAGUGAGCGUGGUGUCACUGGAAAUCGAAGCUGGAGGUGACUUCAUGGCGGUGCCCAGGAGAAGACCCGCUGAAAGCGCUCCAUGUGAGACCCAGGGCAGCAAAGCGAAGGUUAGGCGGUCUCAGCGCUUCACCAACGAUCGGCUCGAACCUUUCCUUACUCUGGUAAUUCUGAAGAAGGCCAUUCUAGGGUGGCGAACUCAGACGGGUAUUGCCUCCUGGCAACUAUCCAAAUCAGCAUCCAAAGCAGAAGCGUUUCAUAUAAUCGAGAAUAUGAAUCAAGAUAUGAUGUGCUUGUCCCUUCUCCGACGGUAUUACAUCCUCCGUCUGUUUGAGGAUUGCAGAGGGUGUGAUACGCCAUCAUUCGCAGGAUUUGUCUCAGUCCAGGGAAACGGUGUCCUUUCUCGUAAAAGGGGAAACCCCCUGAACAAUGCGGAGAAUGACCUGACGACAGCAAUGAUGAAGGAGAUAUUCCCUGCUCUACUGCCUGGAACACAAGAAUACGACGACAAGCGUGGUGCUGUAAAUUUCUAUCGCAAGCUUGGCCGGAAGUUUCAUAUGUUAACAUCAAGUUUCGGCAAAGGCAUACUUGCACUGAUGCCGCAUUAUGACCUACCUGGAGGACCAGACAUCAGCAUUUCGGACAAUCAGCUUCAUUCUCUGCGCGAGUCAACAUUUGCGCAAGUCAUUUCCAUUCUAGCACGCACCCAAGGUGAGGCUUUGCGUCAGUUCAGCGCAGCUGCCGAGAGAAUCGUGGAUGCCGUGAUGGAAUUUCCGGUAGAGCGUUGCCCGGUAUUUGAACUUGAGGAAAUUGCGGAUAGCCAAAUAUUGGAGUACCCGAAGAACUCAUCGAGCCUACUUUCCCUUCUCGGGUUGAGAAGGCAUGCUCAGAUUAUGACAGGUCCAUAUCCGCCCGCAGACGAAUCAAUUUAG
This is a messenger RNA of Aspergillus vadensis CBS 113365, 1740 nucleotides long. RefSeq lists its product as uncharacterized. The record is from RefSeq and is a predicted model, not a curated record. NCBI's taxonomy places the organism in Eukaryota, Fungi, Ascomycota, Eurotiomycetes, Eurotiales, Aspergillaceae. Gene Ontology annotation, molecular function: ribonuclease III activity. The transcript has 6 exons. The coding region runs from base 262 to 1740 and encodes 492 amino acids. Gene Ontology annotation, biological process: RNA processing.